AUGCGUGACGAGAGUCAUCUGCGCAACAUCCUACUUCCUCACAAAUGCCAUCUCAUGGCCUCUCGACUCAGUCAUCUCGGUGAUGCCAUUAGUCUCCUGAUCGCUGGCCUGUACACAGUCGCAGGCCAAGCACAUUUCACUGAUCGUCUCACGCCAGACCUCGCAAGCAACAUAGAAACUAUGACGCAGAACACAUACGUCGCAUUCGGCGGUCUAGGCAUGAAUUAUGCACCGUUCAAGCAAUUUCUGGGCGCCUUCGACCUGGGAGCAGCGAUACUAUUGUGGCGCAGACCGACUCGUCGUGCGGGACUUUUGACGGCUGUGAUCGGAUUCGGUGGUGGGCUGUAUGGCCAGAUUUCCACUGGCAAGGACAUUACGCAGGUUGCCGCCUUUCUGGGACUCGCUCUAGUCGGCCUUCUGUGCUCUAGGUAG
Molecule: messenger RNA, 432 nt
Organism: Recurvomyces mirabilis
Lineage: Eukaryota; Fungi; Ascomycota; Dothideomycetes; Mycosphaerellales; Teratosphaeriaceae
Exons: 2
Coding region: 1-432 (143 amino acids)
Source: RefSeq, a predicted model, not a curated record